AUGGAUUCGUUCGACGAUGACAUGUUCGCUCUCAGCGAUGAAGAAUUGCCGAUAUCAUCUACAAAAUGCAAUCCCGUAGAAGAACAUUUAAUGAAACAAUUGUUGGAUGUGCAAACCCGAAUAGAAAAGACAGCUAAUGAUAUAAAGGAAAUUCGGGAUGCAACUAGACAUAUUUUAAAAUCUUUGUACUAUCAAGCUCUGUAUGGAGAGGAUAUAACCUCAGACUCCGAUACUGACUUGUAUACUACAGAUGGACAACCAGUGGUGAAGAAGAAGAAACAUAAAGUUCAUCAACUCAAACAGAUAUUAGUUAUACAAAAUAGUUGGAAAUGUAUUAUCUCUGACAAAUGGGUUAUUGGAGUAGUACUAAAAAAUACUUCAAAAGAAACGUUACACAAUCCCCAGAUUUAUAUAUCUUUCAAAGAUGUUGAUGCAAUAAGUGGCACAUCAAUGUUUUGGUGUUUGAUGGACAGAACAUUUUGGUGUCGAACCGACAUAAUUCAGCCGGACAAGGAGGUGGUGGCUAUCGUUGCACUAGAUUUACCAAAAUUUGAUAAAGAUCCUUUCUGUGACGCAUACGGUACGAUUUCGUACGAAACUGAUGAGAAACAAUACCAAACUCCAGUACCUGUUAUCCGCCUCGCGGUGGAAGAGACGGUAGAUAGAAGUUGUGAAGUGCAAUUUUUGUCUGAGGUGAACAACAGUAUUUUAGCCUUAAAAAGCACAUCGAUUGAAAAAACCGUAGGUAUACAGAUUGAUAAAAACCCUGAAAGAGGAGAACGACUACUAAAAUUCUUGGAAGAAAAAUCUUUCAAAGAAAUCCGCGCCGACGUUUACUUUAUGAAGAGAACCGGAUGUCUGAUGUACUGUUUAAUAGAGAUACUGCCCAUUACCGACGGAGAGGCAAGGUUGAGAAUUUUUUCUAGAUCUAGUCAACAAAUGAACAUAAUAUUACGACUUUUAAGGAACCAGUUUCCGGACAUGAUCACCGAAAAGGAUGUUGACUCCGUUUUUGCUGCGACGGUUCUCAUAGAGGAAUUAAAAUUAUAUCUGGAAGAUACGAGCACCCCCGAGCGGCAAAUGGCAAGAAUAAGAACUGACCUACUUAUCCCGUGA
This is a messenger RNA of Habropoda laboriosa, 1116 nucleotides long. RefSeq lists its product as uncharacterized. Bases 1 to 1116 code for a protein of 371 amino acids. The record is from RefSeq and is a predicted model, not a curated record. The transcript is spliced from 4 exons. Lineage: Eukaryota; Metazoa; Arthropoda; Insecta; Hymenoptera; Apidae.